Messenger RNA from Oldenlandia corymbosa var. corymbosa, 771 nucleotides. Lineage: Eukaryota; Viridiplantae; Streptophyta; Magnoliopsida; Gentianales; Rubiaceae. The record is from the annotation of a GenBank genome assembly.
AUGGAUAAUGAAGGACUAUGGAGUUACCAUGCUGAGGAUGUCUCUAUUCCUCAUGUUGAUCUACCCCGUGAAGUUUCUUCCAUGAAGAAGAACCAAUCUGUUUGCACGCAUGGAGGACUGUUACCAAUGCAUGUAGAUUUUGUCUACAGCACUAAGUUUGAGAAUCAAACAACGAUUGGUGAACUUAUUUUGUGUAACCCUUGCACUAGAGAGUACAAGAAGUUGCCUGACACGGGUAUAGGAAGGGGCAAUGAGGCUGGUUUCGGUUGGAUUUUCGGGUUUGGUUAUGAUAAGUUGAAUGGCGAUUAUAAACUAGUUGGGAUUUAUUGGGGCCUAUAUUCUGAUUCAGACUAUAAAAUCAUUGUGUCUAGCCUAAAGAAUAAUUCUCGGCGCAAGAUGGAUGAUUUAAAGGUUGGGGUUCCCAGUUUUGGGAAAAGGUUUUAUCUCGAGUAUGCAAGUGGAAAGCUCUAUUGGCCUGUCCAUGAUGGCAUGGGUAGUUGGGUUUUCUCUAUCCCUUAUGUUGAUCGUCCUCUUAAAAUUUCUGCCGAGAUGUCUCGGCCUAUUUGCAUGUCGAGGAAUGGUGAGGUACUGUUUGUCUUGUGCUCAGAGUUGUUACUUUACAAUCCUAAGGCUGAUACCUUUAGGAGGUAUCCAAAGAUAGGUUGUCUUCAUAACACAAUAAUGUAUGUUGAGAGCUUAGUUUCGGCAGCUAUCCAUGAUACUGUACAACCCGGAAAUAGCAUUGAAAUGGUAGAGAAAGGAAGUGGAUAA